AUGCUUUAUUGCAUCAAUCUCAUCCAAGACGGCCUUCUCGGCGCCAUCCUGGCCUUCAUGAUCUGGAGCUUACCCGGUGCCCUAGGAAUGUACGGCCUCUCCUUGGGCGUUUCUUAUAUCGGGUCAAGUCUCCCGCGCGCAGUCUAUGCACUUCUUUCCGGCCUCAACGCUGCCACUGUCGGCAUCAUCGCCCAUGCAGCCGUGGAGCUCUCGGACAAAAGCAUCAAUGACAAGCUUACAAGGACACUCGUGUUUCUCUCUGCCGCAGCGGGCAUAAUGUAUAACGCGAUAUGGUUCUUUCCAGUACUCAUGUGUGCUGCGGGCUGUUCGGCUAUCGUACACGACUACCGCUGGAUUCAAAAGCCGGCGGUGCGGGCCAGAGAGAUGAUGCGAGCGUUACUCGGCAAGAGACAAGGUGGAUCAUCUAUCCCAACCCUCCAGAGUGUGGAUGUUGGCGGUGAGAUUCACCUCCCAUCAAGUAGGCGAACGUCCACGCCGCAAGACAGAAACGCUGGCCACACGGCAAUCUCACCUGCCAUUCUCCGGCCUUCACCAUCCGAGCAUCAGGUCGCCAGUACCUCGCGCGCCGAACAGGGUCCGAUUGCGCCGCCUAUGGAAGCCGAUGCACGCCGCUCUCUAGCUGGGUCCGAGCCACGGAUUAUUCCAAGGGAAUUCCAACUGCAAUUUUCCUGGAAAACCGGCGCUGCUAUCAUAGCAACCUUCUUCGCCACUUUCAUCACUGUGAUGGCCAUUCGAGGAAUCAUCCCAGAUCCUCCAGUCCUUUAUAGUCUGUUCUCUAAUCUCUACCUUGCGGGAACCAUUAUCUUUGGCGGCGGCCCUGUAGUCAUUCCGUUACUUCGGGAGUACAUUGUGGCCGAGGGCUGGGUAUCUCCGAGGGAUUUUCUUAUCGGUCUUGCUAUUGCGCAGUCCUUCCCUGGCCCCAACUUCAACUUUGCUGUUUUUCUCGGCGGCCUGACCGCGGUCAGCGCGGGUCAUUCUGCUAUCAUAGGCGCCGCCAUCGCCUUUGCUGGCAUCUUCACCCCAGGGCUGGUUCUCGUUCACGGCACAAUGGGUGUUUGGGGGGCGUUGCGGAGCAGGCCCUGGGUGAAGGCCAUGGUGCGGGGUGUAAACGCCUCUGCUGUCGGGCUGAUCUACACUGCAGUCUAUCGGAUUUGGCAGGUUGGGUUCCUUGACGAGGGCUUUCAGUCAGGGAGAAGCUUAGGUGACGACCCUUGGUGGGUCGUUGUCACCGCUACUGCGUAUGUCGGGGGACGGUAUUAUAAGCUGGCAGCGCCGUUGGCGGUCUUACUCGGGGCGACGAUGGGUUUGGUUAGGUAUGGCGUUGUGUCUACGUAG
Molecule: messenger RNA, 1356 nt
Organism: Colletotrichum paranaense
Lineage: Eukaryota; Fungi; Ascomycota; Sordariomycetes; Glomerellales; Glomerellaceae
Product: chromate transport protein ChrA
Exons: 2
Coding region: 1-1356 (451 amino acids)
Biological process (GO): chromate transport
Molecular function (GO): chromate transmembrane transporter activity
Source: RefSeq, a predicted model, not a curated record